CCUCGCACCCCCCGCCACAAAGCAAAGUAAACAAAGCCCUUGUCCGACUAGGGCAGAUAUCAAAUCUCCACCACCGACCGCUGCUCGCAUGUAUCGCAAUCUUCGCAAGCGGCUUCGCGAUAGUGUCCAGGACAUCAACGAGACCCUGUUGGAAAUGGCCCUCGACGCGCGGCUCAUGCCCUCGUCCUCGUCCUCGUCGUCGGGCCUCGCCGCCGUCGCCUCGUCCGCCUCGACGCCCUCGCUGCGCUCCCGCGAUGGCAGCACGCCCGUGCCCGCCAGGAUGGACGGCGGCGGCAACGUGAGGGUCGUUGUGCGCGUGCGCGCCUUUUUGCAAAGGGGUAUGUAUGUUGUCGAUGAGACGCCAUGACGGGUACCAAGUAGGCAGGCCACGUUGCUGACCGCACGGACGCCUACACACACACAGAGAUCGAAAAGGCGACGAGAUGCCUCAUCGACAUGGACCCCAUCACCCAGGUCACAACCCUCAGGGCCCCCGAGAUCCCCGGCACCCCCAAUGGCAAGCAGAGCCUGCGCGGCAAGGUCAUCGAUGACAAGCAGUUCGCCUUUGACAACUCCUUCUGGAGCCACGACGUCGCCGACGCCCACUACGCCCACCAGGAGGACGUCUACAACAGCCUAGGCGAGGAGUUCCUGGAUCACAACUUCGAGGGCUACCACACCUGCAUCUUCGCCUACGGCCAGACGGGCUCCGGCAAGAGCUACACCAUGAUGGGCACGCCCGAGCAGCCCGGUCUCAUCCCCCGUACGUGCGAGGACCUCUUUGAGCGCAUCGAGGCGGCGCAAAACGAAGACUCCAACGUCGCCUACAAUGUGCGCGUCUCCUACUUUGAGGUCUACAACGAGCACGUCCGGGACCUGCUGGUGCCCGUCGUCCCCAGCUCCGCGCCGCCGCACUAUCUCAAGAUCCGCGAGUCGCCCACCGAGGGCCCCUACGUCAAGGACCUGACCGAGGUGCCCGUCCGCAACAUCAACGAGAUCAUGCGCUACAUGAAGCUGGGCGACUCGUCGCGCACGACGGCGAGCACCAAGAUGAAUGACACUAGCAGUCGAAGCCAUGCAGUUUUCACCAUCAUGCUGCGGCAGAUACACCACGACAUGGAGACGGACGAGUCGACGGAGCGCAGCUCGCGCAUCCGCCUCGUCGACCUGGCCGGCAGCGAGAGGGCCAAGUCGACCGAGGCCACGGGCGCGCGCCUUCGCGAGGGCAGCAACAUCAACAAGUCGCUCACCACGCUGGGCCGCGUCAUUGCCGCCCUCGCCGACCCGAAGCAGCUCCGCUCGGGCAAGCGCAAGGACGUGGUGCCCUACCGCGACUCCAUCCUAACGUGGCUCCUCAAGGACUCGCUGGGCGGCAACAGCAAGACGGCCAUGAUUGCCUGCAUCGCCCCCUCCGAUUACGAGGAGACGCUCUCGACGCUGCGCUACGCCGACCAGGCCAAACGCAUCCGCACGCGCGCCGUCGUCAACCAGGACCACAUCUCCACGGCCGAGAGGGAUGCGCAAAUCGCGGCCAUGGCCGAGGAGAUUCGCCUGCUACAAGUGUCAGUGUCGGACUCGCGGCAGCGCGAGAAGAACGCCAAGGAGGCCGAGGAGAAGCUCGAGGAGUACCAGCAGCGCGUGGCACAGAUGCAGCGCAUGAUGGAGGAGCGCAGCAUGGUGGCCGAGAGCAAGAUCAAGAAGCUGCAGACGGAAAACGAGGCCCUCAAGCUGCACCUCAAGCUAGCCAUCGACAGCCUCAAGAACCCGAUCCCUGCCGUCACCAUCAGAUCCGCCCCCGACCAAGACGACCACCUAGGGGGCGGCGAGGGCAAGAACGUGGACAAGGAGAACAGCAACAGCAGCCACGGCAAUGGCGAGGACGCCGAGUACGACGACGGCGACGACUACGACUACGACUCGGACAGCACGGCCGCGGGUGACGAGCUGCACGAGGAGAUGCAGCGCUACCUCACCGACAUGAGCAACCUCCGCAAGCUCAUCGGCGGCGACCUGUCGCGCUUCAAGGACGACGCCAGCGUACGGAUGCCCCUGGGGACACGAAGGAACGUGUAAGAAAAGAAGGGCGCGCCACUCACUGGACACGAAUUUGCGUGACUGGGUGUAAAAAGAGAGGCAACAAGCGACACGAGCUCUACUGUACAGACUGACGAUGGGUUACAAGCGCUGGAGUUUGGGAAGGGUUUCCACUGACGACCACCAUUGCUUUGGGGCUACAUAGAUAUGACCUUGUUUUUUUUUACUUUUUGUGUAAAUGACCAUUCAUGGAGAACAGCCGUCGACCAAGUUUCACUGGACAAUAUCAGGUCGGUACUGCGGUUUGUAGACUG
Messenger RNA from Purpureocillium takamizusanense, 2348 nucleotides. RefSeq lists its product as uncharacterized. Gene Ontology annotation, biological process: microtubule-based movement; mitotic spindle organization. Bases 457 to 2073 code for a protein of 538 amino acids. The record is from RefSeq and is a predicted model, not a curated record. NCBI's taxonomy places the organism in Eukaryota, Fungi, Ascomycota, Sordariomycetes, Hypocreales, Ophiocordycipitaceae. The transcript has a single exon. Gene Ontology annotation, molecular function: ATP binding; microtubule binding; microtubule motor activity.